GCGGGGGAUCAUUUGUAUCUGAAGUGUACGUUUUAUGCAAAAAGUCGUGGUGGCCUACACAUGUAUCUCUGCCAGAAUGGAGUCAUAAAGAGACUGGAAAUGCUUCAUAAAUCAGAAGAGACUACAUUUACCUUUCCCAGUGUGAAGAAAGCAGACUCUGGGAAUUACAGUUGUGUGUACUCAGAAGUUAAAUAUACACCUAAUACAGCGACUGCUGUUGGGAACAACUCCAUUUUCAUCCAAGUCAAAGACUUUAUGAUGGCUCAGAUUUUCGUAGAAACCCUUAAUGUAUCUGAGGGUGAAAAUAUGGAUGUGAUAUGUACUAUUUCCAAGGCCAGAACCCAGAAAACAUUGUACAUGUACCUUUGCAAGAAUGGGACUGGAGUCGACAUGACAGUAGCUCAGGCUGAGGGAACCAAAUUUACACUCAAGCAAGUUGGGGGAGAAGACUCAGGCAAUUACAGCUGUGUGUACUCAAUAAAGAAACAUCUUCCUGGCAACGUGACUUUGACAAGCUCCGAAAACUCCAUCAUCAUCCAAGUCACAGUCUCUCCAGACUCAAAGCAGGAGAAAUCAUCUCAAAACACCCCUUCUCUGACAUUGAAAUGGAUUAUAUUGGUUACCAUUCCUGUAAUUUUGCUGUGCGUGCUUGGAGCCGUGCCCUGCUUCUACAGAAGCCGUUUGCUGUCAAAACGACAAAUAGAGGAAACUCAGGUACCAGGAGUAAUCUACAGCGACCCAAGACUUGCGCAAAGUAACAGCGAGCCUGAACCAAGUAACAGUGCGGCCCAGCAGACGGAUGAAGUCUUCAGCAGACCAACAGAUACUAAAGCUAAAAAGACACCUAAAUCUCAUAGCAGUGAGAGUGAGCAGACAGAUGAAGACUUCAGUAGACCAACACAUACUAAAGCUAAAAAGAAACGUAAAUCUCGUAGCAGUGAGAGUCAGCAAACAGAUGAAGUCUACUGCAAUCUAACACACAUGAGUGAGAGUGAGCCGACAGAUGAAGACUUCAGUAGACCAAGGCAUACUAAAGCUAAAAAGAAACGUAAAACUCAUAGCAGUGAGAGUCAGCAAACAGAUGAAGUCUACUGCAAUCUAUCACACAUGGGUGUGACUGAAGAAACUCAACAGACAGAUGUAGUCUACAGUGAAUCAACGCGUUCCCGAUCUAAAAGGAAGCCGAAAUCUAGCAGUCCAGCAGAGAUGGAAUAUGCCAAUGUUCGAUAUAAAGAAAAGAAGAAACGACGUGAACUCCCUCCACCUGAGGAUUCUGUCCUUGGUGAACAUGUUGUGACAGGAGGUCAUGCCUAAGUCACAUUUUUUCAUCACACCAGUCACAUACUAAUAGCAGCGUUUAAUCUGAAUAUAGCACAAAUCUUGCUGUGCAUGUGUGCCAACAUUGCUCUCUCAUCUGUUGGUCUUUAAAGACCUUUCAUAACAUUGAUCCUUCACAGAGAAGGGCAACUUUGGCAAUGUAAUUGACAUGA
Sardina pilchardus (European sardine) is the source of this 1490-nucleotide messenger RNA. RefSeq lists its product as uncharacterized. Lineage: Eukaryota; Metazoa; Chordata; Actinopteri; Clupeiformes; Clupeidae. The coding region runs from base 61 to 1314 and encodes 417 amino acids. The record is from RefSeq and is a predicted model, not a curated record. The transcript has 18 exons.